AACGGAUGCAGGCGGUUGUAUUAUCUGAACGGAUCCGUCUGUGCAGAUCCAUGAUGGAUCCGCACCAAACGCGAGUGUGAAAAUAGCCAAAAUUAUACGAAAGCGUCUUAGCAUGAGCUGUGCUGAGGACACGAUCACCAGGGACGAGAUCCUGGACUGUACACAAAUCUUCGCCUCCCUUGUGCUGCUGUUAUUCCUUAUGCCCCUGCCCCUCCAGCUCUCACUCUCUCAGCACCAGUCCUAUCGCAGAUUGUUUCCUGUGCAGAGUCCUCCCCUGUCACGUAAUGCAGCCUUAUUGGUCGCCCCUGUCACAAUAUCUCGCCCUGGGCUGGGCCAGCUCCAGUAUAUUACUGACAGGCUCGUGGAGUCCUGAGUUUACAGAAGAAACACUAUCUAGCUGCAAGCUUCCAGAUAUUGUUUGCUUUCUUAGACUCUAAUCGGAUACUACAUAUACAAACAGGAAAAUGCCCAGGAGGGAAAGAGAACUCUUUGGCCCUUGGCUAAUUCGACAGAUCAACAGCAACAAAUUUGAAGGUGUUCGGUGGUUGGACGAAAGUCGAACAUUAUUCCGCGUGCCAUGGAAGCACCUUAAUAUGAGAAAUGCAGAUGAGAGGGAUUAUGGGAUAUUCAAGGCUUGGGCUAUUUGCAGUGGAAAGUAUCAUCCAGAUUUUGAGGAGCCCCCUACUUGGAAAACAAAUUUCCGUUGUGCCCUAAAUCAGGUGCUAUACCGCAACACUAAAAUGUUCUCUGAAAGGGAAGAUAAUUCAAGUGACCAAAGAGAUCCUCAUAAAAUAUAUAGGUUCCAUGGCGCUCAUGAGGAUCUGCCUGCAUCAAAUCCAAUAGCCGCCACCUUCAAUGAAACCCCUAAUAAUCCAGAAGAGCAAAGUCUUCUCGAUGAGUUAAACGAUGAAGACUACACACUAGACAUAAGUCCGAAUUCUGUACUGGAUGCCCCAUUUUCCAGUCCUGAGGAAUCGGAAGUCAUUGCUGAGCUAAUGAGAAAUAUUUUGCUGGAGCCAACAGAAAACAGCAUACAGCAAGUACUAAACCUCUCACAGGACGAGUAUCCUCAAGGUGACCCACACGUGGAUCAGGUUUUCAAACAGUCCACACAUGAGCAGUGGGCAAAUUCACAAUUGAUGGAAUCGCAUGUUGUUAAUGGCCAUGAGCAAACCCCCCACGAGGAGCCGUCCAUCCAUAUUCCAGUAUUUCGUCAGCAAUGUGAACAAUACCAAAUGUGUAACAUUUAUCCGAAUGGAUACCCACAAAAUAUGGCUGUGAACCAUUUCUUCCAACAGAUGUCUGCGCUCUCACAUUUCCAACAACCACCAGUUCUUAAUGGUUUGGUUUCAGGACUGCAUGAGCCUCCAGUCAUUCAACAUAAUGGAUACCAACAAGCGAUACAAGCGACUGGCAACAAUGGAUGUCCACAGGAUGAGUCACGAGUAGUGCAAAGUAUCAACCCUUCUCCAAAUUAUUCCUAUCGUCCCACCAAUGAAGAGAGUGCAAGAUCAUCACCGGCCAGUCACAAUAUACCCAUUGUUAAUGGAUCUGGAGAGGCUUCUGCACCAGAAACCCAAGCGACCUUACUGAGUCAACAAAGGAGAUAUCCACCUAUCACAUCCUGGGAAGUUACUAUAUAUUAUCGCGGAAAGGAGGUCCUAAAAGAAAAUGUGUCCAAAAAAUUCUUCAUCACAAGAGAUGUUGACGAUGUCCAUAUGGGGCACACAGAGGCUGUCCAAUUCCCUUCAACAGAUGUGCUUGUAGAUCAUGUACAGUUGAAGUACACUAAUGACAUCCUCAGCUGUGUUGGGAAAGGUCUUCUAGUGGAAGUCAAUCCUCAUGAUUACAAGGUUUACGCUACAAGAACGGGCAAGUCAAGAGUUUUCUGGAGCCUUUCUGAAAGUGUAAAAACCCAGGACACGGCUUCAGAGGCCAAGAUGCUCAUCAGAGAUGUCCCAACAGAGAUAUUUGACUUCAGCCAGUUUUGGGAAGAGUUAAAAGCUUACAUGCACCACAGAAGGUCAUCACCAGACUACACUAUAUAUCUGACAUUUGGACAGACUCUGCUUGAGCCGGUCAUGAAGAAAUUUGUGCUAGUGAAGCUUGUUCCGAAUUUUUGCACAUUUAUGCAUCAUCUUGCCCAGCAGAAUGGUGCUUCAUCGCUGCACUCAGAGGUCGUCAGUCUUCAGAUCUCAAACGGAAGUUCCUUCAACAGUUUCGACCUAAAUGGGCCUUGUUUAAUGGAUCUUGACCUCCCAGAUUUACUUUAAGGUGUUCCUGUAUUCUCCGGAGGUUCUAAGGCCCUCUUGUCUUUUUGUAGUAGCAGGGAGAGGAAUGAUACGUUGUUGCCCUUUAUGUAAAACUUAUUCUCUCUUUGAUCUAAUGUUUUUACUGUUUAGCUACUUGAAAGGGAUGGCCAGCUGUUCACCUGAAGGUACAUGCAUGGGAUGUGUAAUCAAUGGACAGCAGUGGUCUCCUCAACAUCCAUAGGAUGGUAGGGUAAAAUGUGGGUGGUCGCAAUCACAUGGUUUAUCCAAGUGACUGCUUCCCAAGGUUGUUCUUGAUGCAUCCAUUACUGUGCACUGAACAGUAGUUGAAUGCGUCCAGCGCUGUCCAAAUACAGCGAGCAGAGUCGCCUCUGUCUGCACUUGCUCAGGACAUGUUAAGUUUCUGGUCAGCAGGUGUGCAGAAGAAUGUUCAAGGAAAAGUGCAGAAGCUUUUAUGUGGUUAAAUCAUGUGACCGCUGCCAUCUUACAUGGACGCAGAGACCAUCACCAUUCAUUUUUAUACUUGUACAUCCCAUCCCUGGACAGCAGGGCAUCUUCAGGUUAACAGCUGAGGUAAGGGAUAAGUCAAGUUACACCUCUAUGUGAUACAACAUAGCGGUUUAUGGCAGGUUCAGUAGACAGCCCCUUUUCCCUCAAGGCCCCAUGUGCUCACCUGGCCUCAUGGAUAGUGCAUUCCUGAGGGAAGGGCUGUUACAGGUAGCGUGCUGGGUCAUCUCAGUUUAAGAGGCGCCACUGGAAGCAUGUAUAGCAUGCUAUACAUGAACAUGACAUUGUAUAUUAAACAUUAUGUAGAUAUUUAACUUAUUUUUAGCUACAAUGAUUACUGGAUAACACAUUUUAGCUACACUUUAUAGGAGGAUGUUCUGCUGGUCUGUUGGACUUCUACCAUGUGGAGAAGAUCUUCUAAAAUCAUAUCUGUCCUGGAAGCCAUUAUUGCCAGGGUGGCCACACAUUUCACUGAAGAGGAAAUAUAGUAUCACUGUAAGAGCUCAUUCAGCCGGCCGUGUGCUGACCGCAAAAAUUGACAGUUGAACAUGUCCACAAAAAAAAAAAAUGUUUGCAUUCCGCAUUUUUGUGGACCCGUAGACUUUAAUAGAGCCACGCCCUGAUUUUCACUGACAAGUAUAGGACAUGUUUUUAUUUGUUUUGCGGAGCCAUAGAACGGAAGAAAAGGGACCAAUAGGAGUGAAUAGGUCAGCAUCUAAUCCGCAAAAAAAUGGAUCCGCAUUUUUGCGGAGAGCAUACGGCCGUCUGAAUGAGCCCUAAGGCUGGGGCUACAUGGCAAUGUUAGUGUACUGUCCAUCGCUGCAUAAUGAAAAUGAAAGAAGUUGUGUUUCUAUUCACAAGCUCCAGCAACCACGACACAUGGUUCUCCAGGAAUUCAGCAGGCUUGAAUUUGUAGCAAUUCACGUGUGGUGGUCGUAGCAAAUUGGGAGUUGCAAGGUGACCUCAUUCACUUCGAUUUCUAUAAGUAUCAAUAAACAUACGCAUUGAGUAAAUGACUGACUUCAUCCAAUGUAACUGAGAUUUAUGCUACACCACAUCUGAAAGUGGCAUAAAAUCACGUAUGACAGUCAUGUCAUGUAAAUAUAAAGUAGUAAAAAUCACAUACAACUUUGAUUAUCACAGCAAAAUUCACACUCUGCUCAUAAGUCACAUAAAAUUCUUUUUUUCAUGGGUUAUUAUAGAAACUACAUAGCAAACUGCCUCGCCGCCCCCUUUAAGUGGCCCGGCUGGUAUUUGUUUUAGAGCCCAUCAAACCAUAUGCAAGUAACGCAAUAGAAAAUAGAGGAUGAUCUUUUAUUUGUAUUUUGUAUAAAUAGCUGUUAUUUAGUCAGAGAUAUUUUGUAAGUUUAUGUUUUGUUAAUAGAUAUAUAUACAAUA
Molecule: messenger RNA, 4175 nt
Organism: Bufo bufo (common toad)
Lineage: Eukaryota; Metazoa; Chordata; Amphibia; Anura; Bufonidae
Gene: IRF7
Product: interferon regulatory factor 7
Exons: 12
Coding region: 465-2273 (602 amino acids)
Biological process (GO): regulation of transcription by RNA polymerase II; immune system process
Cellular component (GO): nucleus
Molecular function (GO): protein binding; DNA-binding transcription factor activity, RNA polymerase II-specific; RNA polymerase II cis-regulatory region sequence-specific DNA binding
Source: RefSeq, a predicted model, not a curated record